Molecule: messenger RNA, 3507 nt
Organism: Rubroshorea leprosula
Lineage: Eukaryota; Viridiplantae; Streptophyta; Magnoliopsida; Malvales; Dipterocarpaceae
Source: the annotation of a GenBank genome assembly
UUUUCCCUCUUUCUCCUCCAGACUAUUCAUGAAACUUCGUUCCUAAUCCCAUCCUCCGAUUCAACUCAGCCAUGUCCGUUCGGUUCAAAUUCAGAAGCGCGCCCAACUUCGACUCCGUCGACAUUGCAGGCCUGCCUUCUAUCUCCGUUCGCGAUCUCAAAUCCAAAAUCAUCCACAACAAGAAACUCAAUAUCUGCCAAGAUUCCGAUCUCGUCUUCUCCGAUCAUUUCACCGGCCAAGAGUACGUCGACGAAGAUGUUCAAAUUCCAUGUGGCUCAAGUGUGAUUAUAAAGAGAGUCCCUGCGGGGACGGUUCCUUCUAAUAAGGUACACGGCAGCUCACUUGACAACUUUGCAACUAUAGAUGUCGAUAUGGUUAAGGCCUCUCUUCCAGUGAAAGCAGAAACCAUAGACUUUGAUGACUUUGGAGCUGAAUUAUGUCCUGUUUCUCAGUCAACAUUAUCUGGCAUCGAUCCUGAUAUUGAUAAGAAAUAUUUUAUUGGUAAUGAGAAGACAAAUAUUGAAAUGAGGAGGUGCCAUGAGCCACCAACAGUAGAAUGUCAAGAACUUGAUGGAACUGACAUUAGAGAGGCUAUACCAAGAGAUCAUGCUGGUUUUGAUGACAAAGCACCAGAGACUAAAUCAAGACCCAGUGUUGAACCAAACAUAAGAUUUUCAAAAGCUGUAGAUGCCAGUUCUCCAGACUUGCAGAAUACCGAUUUUCCUUCUGAACUUAAAUGCUACCUUUGCAACACAUACUUUAAGAAUGCUGUAAUGAUUCCUUGUUGCCAGCACAGUUUCUGUGAGAUAUGCAUUUCUGAAGUUCUUGUUGAGAAGGCAAGAUGUCCCAAAUGUUUCUCUACCAAAUGCAGCAUAGAAGAUUUACUACCAAAUGUAUCCCUUAGGUGUGCCAUUGAGCAUUUCCUUCAGUCUCGACUUCUUAUGAGUGGUUCAGAAAACGCUUUGCAUGGAUAUGCUCCUGAUGGAGAAUCUGGAAUUCAAGCAAAAGAUGUUUCUUGUGCAAUUUCUAUCCUUCAAAAGGAACAUCAUUUGCCUCCAUCUUCCUCUGCAACGGGAAGGGGUUCCAAUCAGGUUGCCAUUGAAUCUAUUGGUGGCACUGAUUCUCCUGCCAAUCCUUUAGCUGAAGAUGAAAAGAUCAAAUUGCUUCCCUUGUCACUCAAAUUACAACAAGUAGAUCAAGAGAGAGAUGGUUCUGCCCAUCAUGUGGAGUUGAAGAAUGGACCUGAGAACUCAGCAGAUUUUGCUGAUUUUCAGGGAGAAAGCCAACCUAUUCAUGAGGAAGCUGAAUCCAACAUCAAGACAAAGGGGACCAUGUGGGUUAAAGGUGCAGAUGAAAAGAAGAAUUUUGUUGAGACUGGAAGAUACAAAAAGGGGGAUCGUACCUGCUACAUGUGUGGUUCUCCAGAUCAUUUGAUAAGAGAUUGUCCUGUUGCUUCUAGUCCACAUCCCUUGUUUCAGAGGGGGCAUGCUAUGUUUCCAGGACCAAUGCCAGGUUACGGUUAUGGAUCACCUUGUUGGAAUGGGCAUUCCUUCCCCCAUGGUAGGCCUAGGCCCUUUCCAAUCACAUUUGGCAAUGCAGGGAUGAUGCCCUUUAAUGCAACAAUGAUUCCUGUCACACCUUUUUCUGUUCCUACAUUUAUGCCAUCUAUGUUUGGUGGGUCUCCUACAUAUCGUGGAUUUAUGGGGAUGGGAGGCACGACAACUCCAGUAAAAGAUAAUAUAAACCAUCAUCUAAGCCAUUCCGAGUUGGCUGUUCAGGAUUAUGAGAAGAGGCAGAAAUUCUCAAGUGAAAAAAUAAUGAGCAGGCAACCAAGUUUUGACGAUAAUGAUGAUACUGAAACCAGGUGUCAGUUUGAAGAGGUAGAAAGAUUGCAACAAAAGAAAUCUCGUGAGAGGGAGAGAAGUGUAGGCCAUUCUGACGACAGCUUUACUCAAAGAUCAAAUGGGAAAUGUCGGCACCGACAUAAUCCAUAUGAUGACAUCUAUUUGCUUGAUGAAAGGCAUGAUAAAAGUUCUCGAUCCUCCAUUGUUGGUCGAGAUCAUAGUUCACAUCAUCAUUCAGAGAGAUCAAGGUCAGAAAUAGAAGAUUUGCCUAGCACUUCAAGUGGGCAUAGUGGAGAGAAGUAUAAGCACUGCCACAGGAGCUCCAAGAAACAAAAUGACAGAAGGGAGCAGGGUGGCAGUGAUUCUAGUUGGGAUCACUAUCCAUCUAAUAAAGAGAAAGAUGUUAAAAGAAAAAGAAUUAACCAUGAUGUUGAAAGGCAGAAGGAGAAACAUCACAAUCACUCAGACUCUGGUUUGAAGCAGAGCCUUUCUGCCUAUCAGAAAGAGAAAGGAAGUGAAAAACAUUCUAGUCAUAGUUCCAGGCGUUCUGGACAUAAUGCCAAAUCAGGGAAUGAUGAAUUGAGUCAUGAUAGGUUGCGUAUGGUCAGUAGGUCAGAUGAGGAUGCUGAAGAGGAUUAUCGCUAUCAUAAAAGGAAAAGGGUUUAUUAGAGCAAGAGACCUGAUUCUUGAGGUAAAUGUGUACAUGAAGUUUCAUAUCAAAACCAAGGUGAUCCAUACAGUGCUUAUUUCAUAUUCAGUUAGGUAAAUGUAUCAAGCAGUUUAAUCUGGUUAGACGUUACUGGUUUAGCAAAAUUUAGUUGGUCAGUUGGUAGCCUUUUUUUUUUAUUGUCUAAUUUUGAUUCUGUUGGUUUUGUGGAUACAGAUCUAGUUGAACGGCUUUUGGAUGGUAGCUUCAUGGAUUAUGUUUUUAAUAUAUGCUUCUAACCCAUGUUUACAGUUUUAGCUUGUGCUUAGGAGGCAAGCAAAAGAAAAGUUUUUGCACAAGAAGGUUUGGCUAACCUUAACACAUAAGCUUCGGAUCUUCUUUUUGCAGAAACUGAUGAAGCUGCUGAAGGUAUGUCUACUUUUCCACUAAAAUCAAUACUUGGAACUUGGAGGGUAAAGAAAACAAAAAGAAAAAGGUUGUGGCUCCCUGAUGGUUCAUUGGUCGAUUGGGAAUACUCCUCGAUCGUAUAAAUAAAGGUCGUCGGGUUCUGGUUUGCCCCUUUCUAGGACUUGGGCGGGCUGAUUGGCGGUUGUUUUUACUGGGCUUGGGCUUGGGUUUUUGGGUAAGGUCGGCUUGGGUUUGGUUAGGCAUGCAGGGUUGAAAUACUUGUCCACAGUCAGUACCAAAAAAAAAAAAAAUUGAAGAGAGAGAGAGUUUAGAAGGUUGGGGUAGGGAUGCGUGCCUAUGGUUAGAGAGGGUACUUCACAACCUGGAAGGGCAGCCAUACCCCCUACGCACCCCCCCCCCCAAAAAAAAAGCCCAUUUUCAGUAACAGUUGUUUGGUCUCAAAUCUUUCAUUCUGGUUGUCUAGACUCUUGAGGAAAUGGUCUAGACCCAGAGACCAACUCUAUUUUACCAAAAAAGUAAAUAGGUAAUAACUUAGAGCCCGCUCUACGUUAUUAAUUUAUAAAUAUAAAAUGAAAUUAGUGUACAUCA